This is a messenger RNA of Scylla paramamosain (green mud crab), 2374 nucleotides long. RefSeq names its product RNA-binding protein fusilli-like (gene fus). The record is from RefSeq and is a predicted model, not a curated record. Gene Ontology annotation, molecular function: mRNA binding. NCBI's taxonomy places the organism in Eukaryota, Metazoa, Arthropoda, Malacostraca, Decapoda, Portunidae.
GGACUCUCAGUGGUCGAGGCAUUGCGGUGUUGGGAGGGUUGGACUCAGCUCUCUCUUUUUAUCUAUUAAUUUUUUCUUCGGUGUUCGCUUUCGGGUGAGGGCAGUACAGGGGCGAGACCGGACUCGGUACACAGGCAGUACUAAAAACCGGCUUGUGGAUCGCAGUUCCCUGUGAUUUUGGAUUUUCUGGCCUCAAUAUGGCGAGCCACUAUGUUAUCAUGUACACAGCCACGGCGGGGGCCAACGGGCCUUUGCUGGGCACAGAUGAAGAGGAUAUCGUGUUAUUGCAGUUCUUGGUGUGGGACGCCGUGUGCAGAAAGACGGUGACGGAACAACAGUACAUCGUGAGGCCGCCCACGGAAGACAUAAACGAAAAUGUGCUGGGCGAGCAGUGCCGGGAGGACUUCCGCCUGACAGAGGACCAGGUGAAGAAUGGCCAGCCACUCGAGAACGUCAUCGACUCGUUUGACGCCAUUCUGAGCAAGAUAGCGGAGAGCAACACGUCCCGCGUCGCCAUGGUGACGGACGGGCAGCUCCACCUCCGCCAGGUGCUGCAUCCCAAGGCACUCUCCAGAAACUUCACCUUGCCAGACUAUUACAACUCCUUCUACGACCUGCGAAAGGAGUUCAAGUCCUUCUACCACUCGGAGGAUAUGGCGAGCGUCCCUGACAUGCUGAGCUUCCUGGCAAUGGAGGAAGACUCGGCGGAGGAGCUCGCCACUCGCACCGUCAGGGACAUGGGCAGGAUCCUCUCCCGCAUGAUCGCAGACGGACACAGAUUCGUGUUGCCAGAAUCCAUCAUGAUCAGACUAGAGCCCGGCAUCUGCUCUCGGACGGAGGAGGUGGACAGCGGGUGCGUGGUGCGGGCGAGAGGCCUUCCCUGGCAGAGCUCAGACCAGGACAUCGCCAAAUUCUUCAGAGGUCUCAAUAUAGCAAAAGGUGGCGUGGCCCUGUGUCUCAGCCCCCAAGGUCGCAGGAACGGUGAAGCACUGAUUCGCUUUAUCUCUCCCGAGCACCGCGACAUGGCACUCAAGCGACACAAGCACCACAUCGGCAACCGCUACAUCGAGGUGUACAAAGCGACCGGCGAGGACUUCAUCAACGUCGCCGGCGGCAACAACAAUGAGGCCCAGACGUUCCUGUCCCGGGGCGGCCAGGUCAUCAUCAGGAUGCGUGGGCUGCCCUAUGACUGCACUCCUAAGCAAGUGGUGGAGUUCUUCGAGUCAGGCGAGAACGGCUGUCAGAUUCUGGACAAUGAGGACGGCGUGUUGUUCGUUAGGAAACCCGAUGGGCGGGCAACCGGAGACGCCUUCGUGCUGUUCGGCUCGGAGGAGGACAGCACCAAAGCCCUCGCCAAGCAUCGCGAGAUCAUAGGCUCUCGCUACAUCGAACUCUUCCGCUCCACCACGGCCGAGGUGCAGCAGGUGCUGAACCGGUCCAUGGACCCCCGCACAUAUGAACAGCAGCAGCCGCUCAUCGCCCAACUGCCGCAGGUGCCGCUGCUGCCCCAACAGAUUAUCACCUCGGGGACCAGAAAGGACUGUAUUCGUCUGCGAGGUUUGCCUUUCGAGGCCCAAGUGGAGCACAUCCUAGAAUUUCUUGGAGAACUGGCCAAGAGCAUUGUUUACCAGGGCGUGCACAUGGUGUACAAUGCACAGGGUCAGCCAAGCGGUGAGGCAUUCAUCCAAAUGGACAGUGAACACUCAGCAUACCUUGCCUCUCAACAGAGGCACCACCGCUACAUGGUCUUUGGCAAAAAACAGCGGUAUAUUGAAGUGUUUCAGUGCUCAGGAGAAGACAUGAACAUGGUGCUGACUGGUGGCCUCCCUGCCCAGCGACCCAUCGUGUCCCCGGGAGGCACUGUGCUUGCACCUCCCUUUGGUGCUUUCCCUCUGGGUCCAGCACCCCCAGUUUUGAAUGCUGUUGGGGCCGUCACUCCCCGCCUGCCAGCAUACCCUGGGAUGGCUUACCCAACGAUGUUUUACUGGCCAUAUCCAUCGCCACCAGUCUCCCCAAGCUCUCCUUACUAUGGAUCUCCACCACACAUGGCAACUCCUGCCACACCGCCCCACCACACUAUUGUGAACAGGGGCUACAGCGUGAAAGGAGACAGGCCCACAUUGUCUCCACCUGCCCGGGGAUUCGAACCUGGGACUUCCCGGUUGUGAGCCAAGUGCACUAGCCUCUACACCACCAGGCUGCUUCCCUUCUUGUAGACUGUAUUGAAUUGACUUGCAAUCUUUACAGAAUGUUAAAUCAGUCUAUCAUUUUCUACAAACUGUAUUAAUCAGUUUAUCAAUAAAAAAAAAUGCACAUCCUUUUAAUUCUCUGCCAACAAAGUAUACUGGAAAUUCAUUAAACUAAUCAGCUUGCA